Messenger RNA from Balaenoptera musculus (blue whale), 648 nucleotides. Its product is annotated as olfactory receptor 4K13-like. Gene Ontology annotation, biological process: G protein-coupled receptor signaling pathway. Bases 1 to 648 code for a protein of 215 amino acids. Gene Ontology annotation, molecular function: G protein-coupled receptor activity; olfactory receptor activity. Lineage: Eukaryota; Metazoa; Chordata; Mammalia; Artiodactyla; Balaenopteridae. The transcript has a single exon. Gene Ontology annotation, cellular component: membrane. The record is from RefSeq and is a predicted model, not a curated record.
AUGACCCAGAUGUUUUUCAUGCACUUCUUUGGAGGUGGAGAGAUGUCUCUUCUGAUAGCUAUGGCCGUCGACAGGUAUGUCGCCAUAUGCAAACCCUUGCACUACAAGACCAUCAUGAGUCACAAGGUGCUCAUUGUGUUUCUACUGCUCUCGUGGGUGAUUGGGCUCACACAUACCACAAGCCAGAUGAUUUUCACAGUGGGUUUACCUUUCUGUGGUCCAAAUGUUUUGGACAGCUUUUUCUGUGACCUCCCCCUGGUCAUCAAGCUUGCCUGCACUGAUACCUACACCCUAGAGCUCCUGGUGAUUGUGAACAGUGGGCUCCUGUCCCUGGUCUGCUUAAUUCUCUUGCUCAUAUCCUAUGCUGUCAUGCUGGUCACCAUCUGGCAUCACUCCUACAGUGCAUCCUCCAAGGCUCUGUCCACACUCUCUGCUCACAUCACUGUGGUCACUCUCUUCUUUGGUCCUGCUAUCUCCAUCUAUGCUUUCCCAUUUAAUAGUUACUCUGUAGAUAAGUUUCUUUCUGUGUUUUACUCUAUAAUCACCCCUCUUCUUAAUCCAAUUAUUUAUACUCUGAGGAAUCAGGAAAUGAAGGCAGCCAUUAAGAGACUGAGCAGCCAGCAUAUUGGUUCUUGGCUCACCCACUAA